GUAUGAACAGAAACUACGUCUGCCCAUAUACUGAGAUACAUAUUUACACACAUACAUGUCACUCACAGCCCCACCAAUCUGACGGCAAUCAGAGGAAAAGGAAGUUCAGACAAAGGCACAGCGACCAAGAGGAGACAGAUUGGUCUUUGUGACCUUUAAAUUCGAAAACUCCCUGUCUGGGCUUGGUUGAAUUUGCUCUGUGAACGCCUCAUUUUGUGGGUUUUUGUAGAGGGAGAGAUGGAGAGUGGGAAGAGAACAGAGGCUGGAUCGUCUUCGGGUACUGUUGUUGUUGGUGAUGGAAACAGAGAAAAGAAAGUAGAAGUCGAAGUGACCGAGAAACAGGGGGGCGAGGACGAGGAGGAAGAGGCGUCCGAUGAUGCAGAGAAUGAUGGCGGCGGCGGCACCAUUGGUGAAUUUGUUCCCAGCCCUCUCGUGCCUCUCAAAGACCAGAUUGAGAAAGACAAGGAGGAUGAGAGCUUAAGAAGGUGGAAAGAGAAGCUGCUUGGCUGUGUGGAAGGCGACUUAAAUGGACAAAUGGAGCCUGAAGUUAUAUUCCAUUCAAUAGGGAUCAUAUCUGAUGAUUCUGGGGAAUUUAGUGCUUCCUUGCCUAUUGAUGAAAGUAAGAGCAGCAGGGUGCUUUUUACUCUGAUGGAGGGGUCUGAGUAUCGUCUCAAAUUGACAUUCACUGUUCUCCACAACAUUGUCUUGGGUUUGGCCUACACAAACACAGUGUGGAAGGGAGGACUCCAAGUUGACGAGAGUAAAGGAAUGUUGGGCAGUUUUGCUCCUCAGAGAGAACCCUACGUGCAUACCUUGGACGAGGAGAUCACUCCAUCUGGUGUACUUGCAAGAGGAACAUACUCUGCGAAGCUUAAGUUUCAAGAUGAUGAUAAAAGAUGCCAUAUGGAGCUCAAGUAUUCUUUCGAAAUAAAAAGAAGCAACUAACCGGAUCAACUGGGAUUUUUUUUUUUUUUGUGGCCCUUUUCGGGUGUCGCCGUGUUGUUUCUUCCCUUUAUCCAUGAACUGCAGAGAGUUCUGGAGCCAUUCCUUGUAGGGUGUGUGAAAGAUGGACUUGGGACUUGUAUCCUUCUUUGCUUUUACUUGUUUUGUUUGGUGGACAUUCCAUACUCACAGAUAUAUGGUUGCUCAAGUGUUAAAAACAUUACUAUGUGACUUCUAUGAAGUUAAUGAGAAGUGCAUUUAAUGAUGGUUUCAUAAAAUGAAGUGGAAAGAGCUCACCUGCUUAGCAGCCAGUUUCAUGUACUCUUCUAAUGUAGUGCCGAAACUCAGGUGCCCUG
Diospyros lotus (date-plum) is the source of this 1298-nucleotide messenger RNA. RefSeq names its product rho GDP-dissociation inhibitor 1-like. The record is from RefSeq and is a predicted model, not a curated record. Gene Ontology annotation, molecular function: protein binding; Rho GDP-dissociation inhibitor activity. Gene Ontology annotation, biological process: Rho protein signal transduction. Gene Ontology annotation, cellular component: cytoplasm; cytosol; membrane. Lineage: Eukaryota; Viridiplantae; Streptophyta; Magnoliopsida; Ericales; Ebenaceae. Bases 238 to 945 code for a protein of 235 amino acids. The transcript is spliced from 5 exons.